AUGGAUGUUAAUCCAAUCUUUGGGCCUGUCUCGCUCAGGAUUCCCCUCAAUGCUACGGUUGCGCAAGCUGUACACAAUGGUCACUGGAACCUACCUCCUGCUAGAUCUGAUUACGCAGAGACGCUACAAAUUGUUUUAUCAACAACUGAAGUUCCAAGUCAAUCCAAAGGCAAUGAUGUCUAUCUAUGGCGAGCUCGGUCUGGUGGUUUUGGUGCGUCUUUCUCUUCUCCGGCUACGUGGGAGAGGCUUCGUACUCCUAAGCCGCAAGUCCAAUGGCACUCAGCGGUGUGGUUUAAGGAGGAGAUACCCCGGUUUUUGGCGUCUCCUCCUCCUUCUGUCGCAGCAGUGGUGGAUCUCUGUCGUCAGCUUCAAGGUCCGCAUGCAUCUAGGGUUGCAGUGGUGAUGAAGCUUCUCAAUCAAGUCAUUAUCUACAACCUAUGGCGUGAACGGAAUGCCUGCAUAUUCAGAGACGUAUCGAUGACUCAGGAGGCAUUCUACAAGGUGGUGGAUCGCGGCAUGAAGGAUCGGUUGCUGUCUCUCCCGUCGGUCUCUGCUUCCUCUCCCUCGCUUCUCGAAUUGUACUUUUGGUUUGUCUCCCCCUAUAGUUAA
Messenger RNA from Brassica rapa (field mustard), 609 nucleotides. RefSeq lists its product as uncharacterized. Lineage: Eukaryota; Viridiplantae; Streptophyta; Magnoliopsida; Brassicales; Brassicaceae. The record is from RefSeq and is a predicted model, not a curated record.